AUGGAUUUCUUCGAACGUACUGAAUCCUUGGCAACCGAGCUGAUGCAGGCUGAAGGCAUCUCCUAUGAAUCGGGUGAAAUAAUAGACUCUGCCUGGUUGGCCAUUCCCAGGAGCGCUGUAGAACAACCCAGUUGCCAUGAUGGAUUGAAUAUGAGUUUCUCCCUACAACUGCAGCCGAGAGCAUGGAAGGGGUCAGGAAAUCAGAUGACUGGAUCUGUCAAGGACGGAAGGGACUGCAACAACACCAAGAGCACCUCUUCUCUCGUCGAAUCUAAGAAUAGAGUAGAGCCCACUUCCUCGGCCCAUGUGUCCUUAAUGAACACCAAAGCUGGUUCUUACACCAUCCCGCAGUUUGAUGGAUCUAAUGAAAAUCGCCACGAGAUCACCUCGGCUUUUUUUCAAGAACUGCCCGAAACCCAACGAGAGCGUUCCAGGACGCCUAGAACACAAUGUCAGGUAACCGCAACCGCAGUCAUGGAUCUGCUUCCAUUCUGCACAAGCCAAACGCAAUUGGAUAACGAGCUGUUAAUCAGACUGAGCGAUGUUGCGGGGAGCUUGAAGGAAAUCGUUCUUCUUGCAUUGGGUGGAGCAAUUGACAGUUGUAUGAGGAGCACUCUAGAGAGAGCCGUUGGGCCGGACGUUUCUGCUGGUAUCAUCGAGUUCUGGAGUGAUGAGUGGGUUGCUGAUAUGUAG
Lindgomyces ingoldianus is the source of this 693-nucleotide messenger RNA. RefSeq lists its product as uncharacterized. The transcript is spliced from 2 exons. Lineage: Eukaryota; Fungi; Ascomycota; Dothideomycetes; Pleosporales; Lindgomycetaceae. The record is from RefSeq and is a predicted model, not a curated record. The coding region runs from base 1 to 693 and encodes 230 amino acids.